AUGUCUCCUUUAUGGCGCCGAAACGAUGGCUCCGACGGUCAGCCACCGUCCGACCAGGGGCAACAGUCCCAUGAAGAUCGCCGCUCUACGAGUACGCGACACCAGGACGAACCCGAUGAGCGGACGAGACUGCUGCCGCGCGAGAAUCCCGGAUAUCUGAGCCCAGAUGACCCUGCAGUAUCCCCAUACAAUCUCUGGAGCAUUCGCGCCCUUCGCGGCCUCUCGUCGCUCUGUCUAGCCAUCUCCUUCAUCUGGUGGACCUUCCUGCUGGUGUCCGUCUUCGUUAGCCCACCGACCAUGCACACGCGCGGCUCCGGCUUCUUCUGCUUCGCCUACACCACCCUGACCGUCGCCUACCUCGUCAUCAGCCUGCUCUUCUUCUCCGUGCCCUCCCGCCCCAUGGUGGUCUCGGGCAUCCUGCUGCUCGUCCUCCUCCUCGUCGACAUGUGCAUCAUCGUGAGCGUGCCGCGCCUGCGUCUCGAGGAGGGCUGGGUCGGCAUCGCCUCCGUCGUCUGGGCCACCCUCAUCGCGCUCUACAACGUCCUGCAGAUCCGCUCCGUCGCCUGGGGCAAGCGCGAGGAGGAGGAGCGCCUGACCGGCCGCGAGGAGACCCGGCGCCCGCUGCGCGAGUGGCUCGCCGUGCUGUUCGAGUCUGUCGCCAUGGCCAUCCUCGCCAUCGUCGCCAUCCUCUUCACCGCCACCCUCGUCCUGCGCGCCCGCGACGCCUCCCUCCGUCCCCCGGGCUCGCGCUACUACGUCAACGGCGACAGCUUCCAGGUGCAUCUCGCCUGUGUGGGCGACCCCAAAGACACCAACAACAAGAACAACACCACGCCCACGGUCCUUCUCGAGGCCGGCGAAAACCCCGCCGAACACACCCUGCAGCCCUUCAUCGAUGACGUCUACCGCAGCGGCGCCAUUCCCCGCUACUGCUACUGGGACCGCCCCGGCUUCGGCUGGUCCGACAACGCGCCGUCGCCGUACUCGGCCGGCAUGGCCGCCGACGCGCUGUCGGAGGCGCUGGCCCUGGCCGGCGAGGAGGGGCCGUGGGUGCUGGUGUCGGCUGGCGUGGGCAGCAUCUACAGCCGCAUCUUCGCCAGCCGCCAUGUGCUCGAGAUCGACGGCAUCAUGCUCAUCGACAGCCUGCACGAGGAUUACCUGGGGAAGAUUGCCUCGCCGGGCCGCGGCUUCCUGCUCUGGCUGCGCGGCGUCAUCUCCCCGCUGGGGUUUGACCGCGUUGCCGGCGCCAUCUUCAAGGGCCGCACCCGCGAGGACCGCGUCUACGGGCGGAGUGCCUACCAGACCGGCAAGGUCAUCAAGGCCAAGUUGCAGGAGAACCUGGUCGCCGCCACGAUGACCGCCUCGGAGAUUCAGACAGCCCGUCAUGUCCAGGAGGCUGACACCCCGCUGAUGGUCGUUAGUUCGGGCGUGGAGGUCCGCAAGAGCCAGCGCUGGGCCAAAGCCCAGCAGGAUCUCACCAAGGUCACGAGAAAUCUGCAGGAGUGGGAUGUGGUCAAGGGCGCACCGCACGAAGUGUGGCGCACGGUUGACGGAAGGCAGCUUUUGGAAAAACGAUUGAGACAGCUAGUCAAGGGAGAAUGA
This is a messenger RNA of Aspergillus terreus NIH2624, 1602 nucleotides long. RefSeq lists its product as uncharacterized. The transcript has 2 exons. The record is from RefSeq and is a predicted model, not a curated record. Lineage: Eukaryota; Fungi; Ascomycota; Eurotiomycetes; Eurotiales; Aspergillaceae. Bases 1 to 1602 code for a protein of 533 amino acids.